CCUCCCUCCCCCCCCCAUUCCUCCACCUCUCUGGCGGCGAUUGCUCUUGCUGGGGCCGCCGCGAUCUCCUGCGGGGCUUUCAGCGCUGCUCUUGCGGGCCCGUGUCCGAGGUGCCUUGCGGCGGGGGGCUGCCGCUGGGGCCGUCUGCUCGCAGGGCUCCCCUCGGCGGGGGGGCAGAGACGUUUCCAGCCUUGCUUCGGCGGGUCCUAGCUGGACCCGGCGGGCUGGGCCUGCGAGCCGCGGCGGAGAGAGCGCGAUCGGUGGUCGGCUUGUGGGGACUGUGAAGCGGCGGCAGCAGCGGCGGCGGCUGCAGCGGCUCCCCCUAGGGGAAGCGGGGCGGCCGGGGUCCCGGCUCGGAUGGCGGAGGGCAUCCAGCACCAGCAGCUCGUGCCCGGCGUCGGCGUCCCAGCCCCUCGAGGGCUCAAGCGGGAAUCCGAACUGGAGCAGCCCAUGUCCGGCGGAGACGGAGCCGAGAGCGGCCAAAGCAAGAGGCUGCGGACAGAGGCGGAGGCUGACGGAGGCGGCAUGCAGAAUGAGCCUCUGACUUCCAGUUAUCAUGGAUACCCAGGAAGAGACAGUCAGGGUAACCAGGAGCCAACAGCUACUCCUGACACAAUGGUCCAGCCAUUCACCACAAUCCCAUUCCCACCUCCCCCACAGAAUGGGAUCCCCACAGAGUAUGGUGUCCCCCACACUCAGGACUAUGCAGGCCAGACCAGCGAGCACAAUCUGACAAUCUAUGGAAGUGGACAAACACAUGGAGAACAGAAUACAAAUACAGCCACCACGCAGAAUGGAUCUCUUACGCAAACAGAAGGAGGGGCACAGACAGAUGGCCAGCAGUCACAGACACAAAGCAGUGAGAAUGCUGAGAGCAAGUCUACACCAAAGCGGCUCCAUGUGUCCAACAUUCCCUUCCGUUUUCGGGAUCCUGAUCUUCGGCAAAUGUUUGGGCAAUUUGGUAAAAUCCUUGAUGUAGAGAUAAUCUUCAAUGAACGUGGGUCCAAGGGAUUCGGGUUCGUAACUUUCGAGAAUAGUGCUGAUGCAGACAGGGCCAGGGAGAAAUUACACGGCACCGUGGUAGAGGGCCGUAAAAUCGAGGUUAACAAUGCCACUGCACGAGUAAUGACUAAUAAGAAGAUGGUCACACCAUAUGCAAACGGUUGGAAAUUGAGUCCUGUAGUUGGAGCUGUAUAUGGACCUGAAUUAUAUGCAGCAUCCAGUUUUCAAGCAGAUGUCUCGCUGGGCAAUGACGCUGCAGUGCCCCUGUCAGGAAGGGGGGGUAUUAACACUUACAUUCCUUUAAUCAUACCCAGCUUCCCUUACCCAACUGCAGCCACCACAGCGGCAGCAUUUAGGGGAGCCCAUCUGAGAGGACGAGGAAGGACAGUGUAUGGUGCGGUACGAGCAGUACCUCCAACAGCCAUCCCAGCUUACCCAGGAAUAGUCUUACAGGAACCAAUCAUUAGCGCUAAAAUACCUCAGGGUGGAUAUGCAGCCUACAGAUAUGCGCAGCCCGCUACUGCAACAGCAGCCACUGCUGCUGCAGCUGCUGCAGCAGCUUACAGUGAUGGUUACGGCAGGGUGUACACAGCAGACCCUUACCAUGCUCUUGCCCCUGCAGCUAGCUAUGGAGUUGGCGCUGUGGCAAGUUUAUACCGAGGUGGCUACAGCCGAUUUGCCCCUUACUGAAGUUACAUGAGCCCCCCCCUGCAAGUGGGACAGCUCCCUCCCCCCAGUUCAUGAGGCCUGGCUAUUGCAAUAUUUACUAGUAGAGGAACUCUAUAGCAAGAAGAGGAGGAAAACAAAAGAAAAAAACAAGAGAAAUACUUUUUUAUACCUCACUAUGUUCUUUAAAUAUGUAUUUUCCUUUAAAUUUCUGCCUUUAAUUCUUUUGUUCCAAAGAUUGUGCAUUUUUUGAUCUUUUUUUCAAUUGUUUGUUUUUAACUGUGGUAAACAUAAUGCAUUUUGUGUCUAUAUAUGCAUAGUUUAUCCUACCAAUCACACAAAAAGAGAUAACUAGUGCUAAGGAGGGUUAGUAUUCAAUAUCAUGGAAGGUAGUCAGGAAUAUGUAGAUAUUUUUGCUGGGUCUGAUGCCCAAAAGCCAGAAUAGUGAGGAAGAGCUCCCUCUACUGUGGGAAUGGGGGAAAUGUUGAUUGCCUGCAGCUGGAACCUGCAUGCUCCUUGGAAACACAAAGACCCUCCUCUUUUAUCACCAGCUGGCACUUAUAUGGGCUCAGGACUGCUCCAGCAGCAUCAAGAUUUUUUAUAAUUUUCAAGACAAAACUGCUCAAAGCUGCCCAAAGACUUCAUCUAAUAAUGGUUUUUAGAGGACAAGGCAUGUAACAAAUACAUAACUCCUAACUUUAAUUCUUAUGAUCUACCAUGGCUUUACUUUAAUCAUUCCGUUGCUUUGGUUUUCUUCUCUUCCCACUCUUACCUCUUUUCUGAUGGAAUAGCAUGUUUGGGAAAAUAACUGUUGAAUUUGGAUUCAUGAUGGAAAUAUUUUUUUCUCUAGAAAAACCAAGAGUUUAAUUGCAAAGGUCUACAUAUUCUGAGGUUCUGGAUUGGUGAUUGUGAAAAAAGCUUGCACCAGGGCUACUCUGAUACUCCACUGUACAAGAUCCUCCUUUUUCACCCUGAGGUAGUUAGCUUUGCUGCAAGUAUGUUAUAAAAAAAAUUGCAUGAAAAGAAAAAAAUGCAUUCUGGACCAGAAAAGUAAGGCAAGCAGUGGGGGUUGGGGGGAAUUUUUUUCUUCCUUUUGUCAUAACACUAAUUUGGAAACCAUGCUUGUAUUAGCAUUGGUAUCUGGAAAUGAACUAUUUUCAAACAUAAUAUAAAAGCAUAAUUAAUGUUUACUCGGAUUUGUAACCAGAGUCUUUUAACGGUUGCCCGUCUGAAGACAAACUGCUUAAUUGAGUCAAUACUGCCAGUUUGGAAUUGAAAAAGGGCUUCAAGAAAACUCUUAAGCCUGAAGAUUGUCCCAUGCUGGAAUAUCUUCCUGGAAUACUCUUUCUUCUACUACAGUUGAAAGUCUUGUAAAUUGAUAACGCAUGCAAUUGGAUGAUAAGCAAACCAAGGGUCUCAAAUAUUUUACCACUAAUUAUAGAUAUUAGAAUAGCAUAAGGGAUCCUUUUUUAUUCUUGUACUCUUCCAUUAUUAUUUUUUCAACACCUGCAGAUGCCCCACAGAUUUAACUCAAAGUCCAUCAUCUCAGACUUUUGGCUAUGAUUAAGUGUACCAUCUUGUGUAGUAUAACUCUAAAGCCAUACCCAUUACAAAAGCACAAUUCCCUGUUUCUUUAUCACACGAAAGUAGUAUCAGAGGACUUUUCAACUAGAAAUAGGCAGUCGGGUAGAUGAAACCCUAUUAUCUUUUGCUCCACAACAACGGCAAAAUGGGCAAAGAGAUUUGAAAACCUUCAGUGAUAUCCCACAAGUACACUGUUCCAGUCAUAUACAACUCAUGCUUCCUUAGUUCCACUGCCAUUGUGUUCUGUUGUGGCUUACCAGAGAUUUGUGUGGAUUGCUAAAGAGGAGAUCUUAAUGAAAGAGUCAAUUUAUCUGAGCAAAGGGGCACUAAACUAUUAGACUGUUGGCCACUUUUUUUAAAGACAAGCUGCUGUAACAGUUACUAAAUUUGUUUUGUAUAUCCAGCUUAAAAUGAGAAGAGAAUAGGAAUAUUACAGCUAUCACAAAAUUGUGGAAAUGAAGAAGGAAGAACAGAUUUUCCAGCUACUUUCAUCUCAAGGAGGAUGUUAUUUUGCUUCUGCCUGUUGAAUAAGACACAUCAGACUUCCACAGUGAAUUACAAUUGUGAAAAAAAGAAUCUUGUGUUGAAAAAGAUACAAUCUGCAGAGCUGUAACACAAUUCUUGGACUAAACGUUUUUUGUUUUGUUUUUAACAGUUUGAAGAUUGAAUACUGAAUCUUGAUAAAUCCUCCAAGUUGCAUACUUUUAUUAAUUUUUUCUCAUGAAAGACAAAGGUGGAGUCCUUUUACAGAUUAUUCCUGGAAUGACACUCAAGUCACCCUGGCUGUCACCUGAGUAAUAUAACCAGCCCUGCAAGGCAUCUUUAGUCAAGAAAUGUCUGUAGUCUAAUUCCUUAGCUAUAAAACAAAAGAACAAAGCACUCGCCUCUUUGUGAAACACAAAUAUGUGAUGAAGUACACUAUUCCUAUAAAUACCUUAUCUCUUGAUUUUUCCAAAGCCUGAACUAACUUUGCAACAAAGCAAGAUUUUAGCAAGAUAAUGUUUACCCUCUGAUUUCUAGAACAGUUGAAACAUCUUCAUAGGUGGUAGUAUAAAUUCAAGGCUUUACAAAUCCUCUUUCAACCACCUUCAUUUACAGAUGUCUAGUAGAUAUAUAGCAGGACAUUUCAGCUUUCAAGACCAGAUUGGGAUGGAUGUGUCUUGUGCUGCAAAAGAGUGUGCAGGCAGCCUGGGAAAUAGAAUGUGCAUGUCAUUCUCCAGCAUGCUAGCAUCUGAGGAAUCCAUUGCAGUGGGGAGUGGGGUGGGGUGGGGUGGGGUGGAGAAGAGGCUUACGAGUGUGUUGACUGUCUGAACGGGUUUUACAAUAGGAAGGCAAAAUUGCUAAUGGACAAAGUGAAUAACCAAUGUAACAUUGUGUGUGUUUUUAUUCUGAUUUUCUCCUGAUAAUUUUGAACAUGAUUGUAGUAUACACCAGUAUACUUGAUUUUUGUUGUUGUUGUUGCAUUGUUGCAUAAAACACUAUUUGGGUGAUGUUAUUGUUAUUGUCAACCCAACCUUUUCUGCUCCAUUUCCUAUUCACCCACCCUAUUUUAAGGUUUUUAUUUGCAGUCUAAUGAAAUUAAAUCUCCAAUUAAUGAGGCAAACUGUCUGCUGGUAGUCAGAGUUAAACUAUUAAUAUUUUUAGGGUAUUUCCUCAGUGUGCUGUUUUCCCUACCUAUUUGGUUAUAUAACGACAAGAUUUGGACUGUAUCCUUGGCACCUCUUCUGAGAAGCAAAUACUCAAAAGCGCUCAAUUUGCAGAACUUACUGCCAUGAAGGUGGAGAAACACUGUAGUCCUCUGCAGUUAUUUAGUUCAGAUGAUACUUCAAGCCUUGGACAAUUAGAAGCUACUUGUGAGGUUUUCUAGAUCUGUAGAACCUAAACACUGCCUGUUAACAAGAAUGAAAAUUGAGUAACGGCCUGCUCCUUAGCAAUAGCAGAUUUGCUGCCGCUUUAUUUUUUCUUAAAGCCGUCCACUGAAGUAUUCAUUAUGACUUGUUGUCUGCCUCACGUCAAUUAAUUAUUGACUUCUUUAAAGGAAAAUCAGAAGCCUCGUACUUGGUUUUCUCUCUUUUGGAGCAGAAUAUUCAAGUGCAUUUUGCAGUUGCUCUGAGAAGCAGCUGUGAAGGAAUUUAGUCUAUAUAUUCAGUAGAGUGAUGUGUCACCGUUUUGGCAGCUCUUUUUUGCCUGGAAUUCAAUAAGUGAUAAAGUAAUCUUACUGGGUUUUAAUUUGGUGUUUUUGUUUUGCUUUUGUUUUGUUUUGAGUUCUGUUUGUAAAUACCUGGGGCAUGACCCUGGCAUGAUGACAAAAGUUGAAGCAGAACUGUAGGGCAGUCCCAAGAUGACAAGAGUUUACUGACCACCCAAGCUGACUUGGUAAUACUUGGAGUUUGUCAGAAGAAGAUCUAAUAUGCCCUGAACUGGCUUGGCUCUUGGUGCAAUGUCUAUUGCACUUCUUCCUUGCCAGGUACUUUUGGGACAUAGGAUGCAUUGUAAUUAGAUGCUCCCCUCUCCUUGGAUCAUUCCCCAGGAUGCCCAGGAUGCUUGACCAGGUUCCUGUUUUCUGACUGACUCUGGAAAAGUAGUAGCUGCAUCCCAGGACUUUGUGGCAAUCUAACAUCCCUAUUCCCUCCCCUUCCCCCUGUUCAAGUAUCAUAUUGUACAGUAGCUUUCAAACCAUACAGUAUUCAUUGGGUUACUCUUAUUAUUAUCAAGUAGCUGGAAUUGUGAAGGUCAGAGUAGUUAGCUCUUUAGCUUUUAUUCUUUUUUUUUGUAUUAUCCAUGUGUAUAAAUUAUUGAUCAUGUUGCUGGCUUUUAUAAACUCUAAGCAAGGGAGGUGGAGUCUUUCUUCAUCCUUUGCAAAUGGUAAUGAAGCACUGUUUUUAAAUAAAAGAGAAACACCAUC
Molecule: messenger RNA, 6157 nt
Organism: Ahaetulla prasina
Lineage: Eukaryota; Metazoa; Chordata; Lepidosauria; Squamata; Colubridae
Gene: RBFOX2
Product: RNA binding fox-1 homolog 2
Exons: 14
Coding region: 358-1692 (444 amino acids)
Biological process (GO): nervous system development; regulation of alternative mRNA splicing, via spliceosome
Cellular component (GO): nucleus; cytoplasm
Molecular function (GO): mRNA binding
Source: RefSeq, a predicted model, not a curated record